UCUUUUUUCGCUCGCUCCUUUGUGGACUCAAAAAAUGGGAAGAUUAGACACUCUGAGAGAAUUUAAUUUAUUGUCAUGGAUGAGAGAGGAAAGACAAUCGAGGAAGUUGACCCUGGUCAUCGUUUUCAUCGCCUUGCUGCUGGAUAAUAUGCUUCUAACGGUGGUCGUCCCCAUCAUCCCCAGCUACCUAUACACAGUUGAUGAUGCAGUAGCCAACAUGGCCAAGAAUCACACCACGGCCUCCCCACACACCCCUUCUGGAACCUUCCAUACCAUCGUGUCCCUCUAUGACAACUCUGUCAGGGUAACCAGCGGGGGCCCAAUGGACUCCACACCCAUACCCUUGGAUAAGGCGCAGGCUCUCACACCCCACAACUCCACAGAGCCUGACUGCCCCAAAGCAGAUGACCAGCUUCUCAAUGAGAAUGUGAAAGUGGGACUACUUUUUGCCUCCAAGGCCACCGUACAGCUCAUCACCAACCCCUUUAUUGGGCCUCUCACCAACAGAAUAGGAUACCAGAUCCCCAUGUUUGCUGGGUUCUGUAUUAUGUUCCUGUCAACCAUUAUGUUCGCCUUCUCAUCGAGCUACACUCUGCUGUUUCUGGCCAGAUCCCUGCAGGGUGUGGGCUCCUCCUGCUCCUCCGUGGCUGGGAUGGGGAUGCUUGCCAGUGUGUACACAGAUGACGAGGAGAGGGGAAAUGCCAUCGGGAUAGCACUGGGUGGUCUGGCCAUGGGCGUGCUGGUGGGCCCACCAUUCGGCAGCAUCAUGUAUGAGUUUGUGGGGAAAACGGCGCCUUUCCUCAUUCUGGCUGUUCUGGCUGUGCUGGAUGGAGCACUGCAACUGUUCAUUCUCCAGCCCUCAAAGGUGGAACCAGAGAGCCAGAAAGGGUCCUCACUUUGGAGCCUUAUUAAAGAUCCAUACAUACUCAUUGCUGCAGGAUCCAUUUGUUUUGCAAACAUGGCCAUUGCAAUGUUAGAACCAGCGUUGCCUAUUUGGAUGAUGGAGACCAUGUGUCCAAGAAAAUGGCAGCUAGGCGUUGCCUUUUUGCCAGCCAGCAUCUCCUACCUGAUUGGAACGAACAUCUUUGGCGUCCUCGCGCACAAGAUGGGGAGAUGGCUGUGCUCUCUCAUCGGGAUGGUCCUCGUGGGGGUUAGCAUCCUCUGUGUCCCUUUCGCUAAGGACAUCUAUGGACUGAUACUUCCGAAUUUUGGUGUUGGUUUUGCAAUUGGCAUGGUGGAUUCCUCUAUGAUGCCAAUCAUGGGAUAUUUGGUGGACCUGAGACAUGUGUCAGUCUAUGGCACUGUGUACGCCAUUGCUGAUGUGGCUUUCUGUAUGGGCUUUGCUUUAGGUCCGUCCGCUGGAGGCGCCAUAGCGAAGAACAUUGGGUUCCCCUGGCUCAUGACCAUUAUCGGCGUCGUGGACAUCCUCUUCGCUCCCCUCUGCUACUUCCUCAGGAGUCCUCCUGGGAGGGAAGAGAAAAUGGCCAUCUUGAUGGACUCUAACUGCUCGAUGAAGACCCGAUCAUACUCAACACAGGGGAACACAGAGUACGAAGAGAUGGAGACAGAGUACGAUGAGUAUUAAUGGACACCAGACAUGUAUGUUACCUUCCAGAAGAUCUAUUUUGUUGUACAAAAACAGAGAUACAAUGAUUAUUAUUUUUUAACAGCGAAGCUGUUUCGUUGUGAGUGUCCGUCUUCACUGUUCUGUGUCAUUGUUAUUGUACGACUAGAGCAAACCAAAGUUGUUGUCAUUGCCGUGUUUAUUUUGAGCCAACAGCCUUAUCCAAUGGAAGUGGGGCCGUGUCAAAACAGGGUUUUCAUGGGCCGUAAUAGCAGACUGCUGUGAGUCAUAUUUACUGAAUAGUUCAGAUGAGGGUGGUAUUAUACAGUCGUGGCCAAAAGUUUUGAGAAUGACACAAAUAUAAAUUUUCACAAAGUCUGCUGUCUCAGUUUGUAUGAUGCCAAUUUGCAUAUACUCCAGAAUGUUAUGAAGAGUGACCAGAUGAAUUGCAAAGUGCCUCUUUGCCAUUCAAAUGAACUGAAUCCCCAAAAAACAUUUCCACUGCAUUUCAGCCCUGCCACAAAAGGACCAGCUGACAUCAUGUCAGUGAUGGCUGGAGAUCAUUCUGCCAUGCUGAUUGAGUUUGAAUAACAGACUGGAAGCUUCAAAAGGAGGGUGGUGCUUGGAAUCAUUGUUCUUCCUCUGUCAACCAUGGUUACCUGCAAGGAAACACAUGCCGUCAUCAUUGCUUUGCACAAAAAGGGCUUAACAGGCAAGGAUAUUGCUGCCAGUAAGAUUGCACCUAAAUCAACCAUUUAUUGGAUCAUCAAGAACUUCAAGCAGAGUGGUUCAAUUGUUGUGAAGAAGGCUUCAGGGUGCCCAAGAAAGUCCAGCAAACACCGUCUCCUAAAGUUGAUUUAGCUGCGGGAUCGGGGCACCACCAAUACAGAGCAUGCCCAGGAAUGGCAGCAGACAGGUAUGAGUGCAUCUGCACGCACAGUGUGGCGAAGACUUUUGGAGGAUGGCCUGGUGUCAAGAAGGGCAGCAAAGAAGCCAAUUCUCUCCAGGAAAAACAUCAGGGACAGACUGAUAUUCUGCAAAAGGUACAGGGAUUGGACUGCUGAGGACUGGGGUAAAGUCAUUUUCUUUGAUGAAUCCCCUUUCCGAUUGUUUGAGGCAUCCGGAGAAAAGCUUGUCCGGAGAAGACAAGGUGAGCGUUACCAUCAGUCCUGUGUCAUGCCAACAGUAAAGCAUCCUGAGACCAUCCAUGUGUGCGGUUGCUUCUUAGCCAAGGGAGUGGGCUCACUCACAAUUUUGCCUAAGAACACAGCCAUGAAUAAAGAAUGGUACCAACACAUCCUCUGAGAGCAACUUCUCCCAACCAUCCAGGAACAGUUUGGUGACGAACAAAGCCUUUUCCAGCAUGAUGGAGCACCUUGCCAUAAGGCAAAAGUGAUAACUAAGUGGCUCGGGGAACAAAACAUCGAUGUUUUGGGUCCAUGGCCAGGAAACUCCCCAGACCUUAAUCCCAUUGAGAACUUGUGGUCAAUCCUCAAGAGGCGGGUGGACAAACAAAAUCCCACGAAUUCUGACAAACUUCAAGCAUUGAUUAUGCAAGAAUGGGCUGCCAUCAGUCAGCAUGUGGCCCAGAAGUAAAUUGACAGCAUGCCAGGGCGGAUUGCAGAGGUCUUGAAGAAGAAGGGUCAACACUGUAAAUAUUGACUCUUUGCAUCAACUUCAUGUAAUUGUCAAUAAAAGCCUUUGACACUUAUGAAAUGCUUGUAAUUAUACUUCAGUAUCCCAUAGUAACAUCUGACAAAACAUAUUUAAAGACACUGAAGCAGCAAACUUUGUGGAAAUUAAUAUUUGUGUCAUUCUCAAACAAUUUGGCCACGACUGUAGAUCACCAAAUUCUGUGCUGUAGAUCGGCUAGGAGUACAAACCUAUCCUAAUAAUUCACCUAUUGGCCAUUAACAGUACGAACAAAACUAAUGUACUUAGAGAGUUACUUCUGUCUGUGUAGAAACUGACCUAGGGUCAGAUUCAACAUCUCGAACAAGGCUCUAUGAGAACACUGCUUAGUGUUGGUCAUUCUAUUAUUUAGAUAUAUAGUAUAAGAUAGCCUAUUACAGAGAUACAAGUUACUCAAUACAUUUGGAAUGAGAAUUUUCUUACUGCUAUAACAAGGCAAACCACAUUUUACCUUGAAAUGGGCCUUUUUCAUUGAUUCCACAAACAUUUUUUUUAUACAUUGAGAUCGAUUUUUAAAUUGAGGAAAUACCUGAAAUGAAAGGACAAUACACCAGAAGCUGUUAUAGCCAAUGCUGUCCUGGGUUGACUGCUUAUGACUGUGCUUGUGACUAUUUGCAUGGUAUACCACAUUAAAAAAAACACCAUCACUCCAAUGCCUUUCCUCAGUUUCACUGUCCACAUCAAAACUAAAAACAAGUUAAUAAAGCACAUGACUGUCACUGUAAAUGAUACCACAGCUCAUAGGACACAUAUUUAGCUGUUUUUUAAGUGUACAUACCUUUUGGUAAGCCAUUUGAAUGUGUGGAAAACAAAGACUCAUGUCUUUUUUUCACCUUUAUUUAACCAGGUAGGCUAGUUGAGAACAAGUUCUCAUUUGCAACUGGGACCUGGCCAAGAUAAAGUGUAUCAAUUCGACACAUACAACAACACAGAGUUACACAUGGAAUAAACAAAACAUAGUCAAUAAUACAGUAGAACAAAAGAAAACAAAAAAA
Oncorhynchus kisutch (coho salmon) is the source of this 4251-nucleotide messenger RNA. RefSeq names its product synaptic vesicular amine transporter. The transcript has 15 exons. Gene Ontology annotation, cellular component: synaptic vesicle membrane; terminal bouton. Gene Ontology annotation, biological process: transmembrane transport; aminergic neurotransmitter loading into synaptic vesicle; xenobiotic transport. Bases 35 to 1585 code for a protein of 516 amino acids. Gene Ontology annotation, molecular function: serotonin:sodium:chloride symporter activity; xenobiotic transmembrane transporter activity. NCBI's taxonomy places the organism in Eukaryota, Metazoa, Chordata, Actinopteri, Salmoniformes, Salmonidae. The record is from RefSeq and is a predicted model, not a curated record.